AGAACGGACAUUCACAAUUUCACAAAAGCCAAUGAAACUAAAAUCGAAACUAAUUAAAAUUUAAAUUAGAAUCGGUAUGAUUUCCUUGCAAUAACGAUAGUAUGUAAAAUAUAUGGAAAAACAUCGUAAGAUUUCUAAUCGAAAUGGUGAUUCAAAAGACUAGCACUAAUAUAGACGCUAACAAAAACAUAGCAGUUGAUAACACUGCAAGUGGUACAUGGAAUUUCCAAGCGCCAACAAAAAUAAUUAAUAUUCGUACAAACACAGCGGCGACAAUGCAAGCGAAACAGCCUAUUACUCGACAGAUAGCGAUAAGCACAUUGGCGGCUAUGCAUCGAAGAUUCAGUUUGCCAGGUCCUGUUCAGCCACACUCAAGGCCGAUUGCCGAAUUUCGCGCCAGUGCUAAUAAGUCUCUUGAUAUGUUGAGACAGACCAUACAAUCUGCAGUGACAAGGGAAAUUGAUCAAGUGAUUAAAAAAUAUUUGGAAAAAUUUUUCGUGCCUGCUGUAAACAACAUUAGAUUGAACUUAGGAGAUGAAUCAGUCAGUGAAGAUCAGGUUCGAGCUGUUUGUCGUGCUAUGUUGGAUGCAACUAGACUGUUAUACUCCACACCUUCUCGUACAACACAACCAGGUUACGAAACAACUGAUGAUAGCGCAGAUAAUAAACUGACAAAGCAAACACUGCAGAACCCACAAAGUAAAAGGAAGGACACAGAUAUUGAUAUAGACUUUAUAAGAGCAAAGAAAAUAAAACAAGAAGAGAUCAUUGAUGGUGCUUUAUCACCUCUGCCAUCACCAGCUAUCCGGGACCCAGAGAAGUGGAAUCCUGCAAGACUUACGCAAGAUACAUUGUUCAUCAUGGGAUCUCAUGCUCAUAAAGUGCUUGGUCUUGGCAAUUCUCGAGGACGUUUAUAUACGAGACAUGCAGGUUUGUUGAGAUAUCCAGCAGACAGCGUUGACAAAGAGUGGAUAGCCAAUCACAACUUGGUAAAUGCUGUUGGAGGCAAAACUUAUAUAAUGGUGUUGGAGGAUAUUGAAGAACUUGCUAGAAGUGACGCUUAUAAACAUAGCUCCCUACCCUUGCUAGGUGAAUUGACUGGAUUUAAAGUACCACCGUUUAUGUUACGAAAAAUAAAAGGAUACGUAUUAAGACGAUCUUUGAGUGGCGACCUCAACGCUGACAGCCCUCAGCCCUCCACAAGUGUUGUUCAAGAAGAGAAGUUCAAAAUAGAUGACAUCAAGUUGGAAGUGCAUGAUGAUUUUGAUUCUGCCAAUUUUAAUGCAAGUCAGUACAUGACAAAUUCUGAUAACUCAAGAGCCUUUGCAGAGGUGCCGAUGAUGAAAGAGGACACAGAUUUUGCUGAUAUUAAAGUAGAAGACAUAGAUGAUAUAAAAGUAGAUGGUAUAAAAAUGGAGGACUUAGAUGAAAUGAAAGUAGACGGGAUUAAAGUUGAAGAUUUAGAUGUUAAUGAUAUUAAAGUUGAAAAUAUUGAUGAUAUAAAUGUUGAUGCUAUUAAAGUUGAAGAUAUUAAGUUAGAAACUGAUGAUGCUUUUGAUCUUUGUAAACAAGCUGAUGAUGAACAAAGCAAUUUAGUAGAUGGACUUCUAGAAGCUGAUAUAGAAUUCCUAAGCCGAAAUUUAGGGAAUAUUGAAAGUGAUGCCGAUGCGAGGAAAACUAUCGAGAAAUUGACCGGAGCUAAUCCAGAUACGAUUACCUUAGUCGGCGAUGAAUUCGACUUGGGAACUACACUCAACACGCAUAACUUUACAGGUAAUCAAAGUACAAAAUGUAUAACCGUAGCUUCAACAACGAGUGGGAUGAUACACAGCGUGCCAGUAGCUCAUAUAGCUCCGCCUCGUAUUACUGGCAGCACUGUCCACUACUACACCAGUUCAGGUGUCCAACCGAGUGGCCAAAGAACUAUACACCAUCUACCCCAAGCCACUGUUACUAUACAAAGCAUUCCUGGAUCCAAUUCUCAUAUGAUUCGUGGAAUACCGAUAAAUGCAAAAUCUGGCACAAUAAGCACGGUAGUGUCCCAAGGAACGGGUAGUACGAUCAUCGGCUUCGGAACCCGAACGUCGAACGCGACGAUUAUAGGGACACCGCAGUAUGUGAACGUCUCAUCGAAAUCUUUCCCGACUGGUAAUAUUUUGCACAACGCCAUCGUUUCGAAGAACAUUAUAAAUCGCAACGUGGGAGCGUCUUCUCCGGGAGUGUCCUUCAACGUGACCACAGUAAGACCUUCACACACAACCACGCCAAAAAGCACAGUCGUUACAGCCACAUCAGCGGACUACGAUAACAUUUCCACCACGAAAGAUAUGAUCGAUAACGCUUGUAACUCAUCGCUUAUGUUGAAAAAGGUUUUGACUUUGGGUAGUGCGGCGGCAUCGAAGUCUUUCAUGAUGCACAAUACACAAAAGGUACUGUCGACUGGUUUCGCUAAUGGCGUCACCCCGCCUCCUAAUGUCACCAUUGUUAGUUCGGGGACUAGUGGGGGUAUAUUGAAUAAUCCCAACAUAGGCGGUUCGAGUAUGGGAAUUUCAUCUAACGGAAAUUUAAGCGCGACUCAUGCGACUUUAUCUGCUUUAUUGGCUUCAAACGCAGAAAAUGUAAAAGGUAAAAAUAAUUAACUACACAUUCCCGUUUAAGUUUUAUUACUUUGAUCUCGUUGAUAUUUUUUUGUUUUUUGUUACAAAUGAGCCGUUUUUUACACAACGGAAGGUUAUGUUUCAUUGGUUAAUUUAAAUUUAAAUAUGUUCAACUGUGAUCUUAUAAGAUCUUUCGAGUUUGUGAUAAAAAUUUCAAGUGAGUAAUUUUAUCUACCUCCUAAGUUACCUGAUGAAUAGUUAGUAGUGUGGAUGUUGUGCCAAAGUAUAUCAUUAUAUCGGUAUUAAAACAAUAUGUAUUUAAUGUUCUCCUCUCGUAGGUUUGAUCUUGUUUAAUAGUUAUGUGACAAAUAUAUAUUAACAUUUAAGAUAUACUGUAGUCGGAAAAGCUUCUGAACUUUAUAGAUAAGUAUUUAUUUAGCUUAUAUAGUCCUUUUCAUGUAGGAGUUUAUAAAGCAAUGAUUGAAUUGUAGUUUAAGUAAAAAUAUUAAUAAUAUUAUUAUUUUUUUUUGUAACUGUAGAAGGGAAGUUUGAACAACACUUAUUAAUAUGCCAGUAUGGUAAUUAAAAAAAACCGGUAUUAAAACAAUUCAAACCAGACAGAUAAAAUAGUAAUUAGAUUAUUUUAUGUCUGUUUACAGGUUAUACAAAAUCAAUAUUGGCCUUGAAAAAUAAGCAUUAUUUAUUUAAGAUAAUUUAAUUGAUACAUUCGGUAGGUUUUAAUUUGAGUUUACGAAACUUGUAGGCUAAUGACGUCACUGUAGGAAAACUUUAAAAAAAAUAUUUUGUGUAUUUAAGUGGAGUAAAUAAAAUACUUAAAUUUCGUAUUUGUGUAGCAUAUUUCGUUGUGGUAAAGGUUGUGAAUGCAAAAAGUUACUUACGAAGGACUAAAGAUUUUAAGUAAAACGGAAUUGAAUAUUUUCACGAUAUCAAUUAAUGAUUAUUUAUUUGCUUUUAAUGUAAUUAAAUGUUAAUUUACAUUUCGCGCUAUUCAGUAUUAAGUAUUCCAAAGGCUGUGUGUUAUGAUGUUAUUGCUUUAUUUUACGAGUAUAUUUAAAAAUAUAUUUUUGGAAAUAUUUUUCAUUAGCAAAAAUGCAUUUCAGUAUAAGACUACUUUUUUUAUUAAAUUUACGUUAUAUUUCUGAUAUAGUUAUUGGAUACCAGUGUCUGUGUAAACGAUAAAUGACAAAAUGUCUGUGAAAAGUAAAAAUAACAA
Molecule: messenger RNA, 3831 nt
Organism: Vanessa tameamea
Lineage: Eukaryota; Metazoa; Arthropoda; Insecta; Lepidoptera; Nymphalidae
Exons: 9
Coding region: 144-2639 (831 amino acids)
Cellular component (GO): nucleus
Molecular function (GO): nucleosome binding; DNA binding
Source: RefSeq, a predicted model, not a curated record